Diabrotica balteata is the source of this 4548-nucleotide messenger RNA. The record is from the annotation of a GenBank genome assembly. Lineage: Eukaryota; Metazoa; Arthropoda; Insecta; Coleoptera; Chrysomelidae.
AAUUUGACAUUUGUUGGUUAUAAAGACCAUAAAUUUUGUUUAUUGUAUUCUAUAAACAACUUAUAGAACUGAAAGAAUAAAGUAAAUAGUAUAUACAAUAGAAUAGUGUUUAAAACAAUAAUGGAUGCAACAGCGAAUCUCACGAAUGGAGCAAAAGUGAAUUCUACACGUUUGUAUGUUCGAAUUACAAACAUCAUUUUGAAAGCAAAGGACCCUGAAGACUGGAAAGACCUUAGUAGACUCCUACCAAAUUUAAGAAAUUCUCUUUCAUGUGCUGUUUGCACAAAUUUAUUACAGCUACCUUAUAGUCCAAGAAUGGUCCAGUGUCAGCAUAAUGUAUGCAAAAAGUGUAGUGGAGGUAUAAAGAAAAUUAAACCUGCAUGUGAUAAUUGUAAAGACUGUAAUGAUUAUGUGGAAAAUCCAAGGCUACAUGCUUUGUUGCAGUGCUACAAUGCAAUGUGUAUGUAUAUCAAAAAUAAACCUAUAUUUAAAAUGCUUUCGAGAUAUGGAGUAGGAGAGAAUAAUAUGUUCAACUUAAUUAAUGAAGGUGCUACACUUGUAGAUACAUUUGAUGAUAGCAAUGGAAUAUUAGAACCUGUUUGCUUUAAUCUUCCACAGUAUAGUAGUACUCAAAUGUUUAAUUCAGCUUCGGCUAAUCCACCUUCAUUCUAUUCUAUUUUGUCUCCAGAAAAUGGUAGCAAAAUUACACUGAAAAGGAAAUACAAAGAAGACAAGAAAAAAACUGUAGUAUCUCAACAUGUCAAGGAUCUAGAAAAGCCACUAUUUAAAAGACCAACAACCAAUGUUAAGAAAAAAGGCUGUAGAUGUGGUAAUGCAACACGAUUUCCAGGGAAGUUAACUUGCUGUGGACAAAGGUGUCCUUGUUAUGUAGCCCAAAAACCCUGUGUUGGUUGUAGAUGCCGUGGUUGUAGGAAUCCGCACAUUAAAGAAGGCCAGAAAGUAAUACCAAAUUUAUCACAGGGACCAAAGAUCUUGUAUAACAUUACUGGUAUACAAAAUAGAGGAAUUAAAGAAAUAGAAGUGCCACAACAAAACUUUAAUAAUAAAGACCUACAAAAGCUUAAAAUGCAGAAGCAAAUACUCCAGAUUCCACAAGAUGUUCUUAUUACAGACCACAUGAAAGUGUCUGAUAUACAAAAAGUUGUGCCACAACACAGCUUUAACAUUAAAGGUCUACAAAAUAUGCAGAUGCAACAGCAAAUAAUACAGAUUUCAUCACAAGAUGCUCUCUCUACAGACCAUGUGAAAGUACAAGAUGCAAAAAAAAUUAAUGUACCUCAAUUACAAACACUUAGGACUUCUACUAUAACAAAACCACAAGUGAUCCCUUGUAAUUUAGAUGCUCUGGUAGCUGAAGAUGACUUGGAAACUGUGAGCUUGGCCGAACUGAAUCUAGAUUCACAGUUUGUAAGUUUUAGUCCUUUGGGAAAUGUGAAAACAAAUCUCCCGCAUGAGUUUGUGGACAGUUAUAGUACAUUACCGGAAUUAAUACCUAUAUCAUACAGUGAUGAUAAUCCUGAACUGGGUGUUAUGUGACAGUUGGAUGAUGAUUCUGAAUAUUAUGCUUAGCAAUUUGUGAAAAGAAGUGCAAAAUAUGAACAGUAAUUGAGAAUUUUUAUAUUUUAUUAAUAUAAGUGUGUGCUGGACAAUUUUUUCACACAACUAUAGUACUUAUUUUAUAAAACUGAUUCAUAAAUUUUCAAAUAUCUUCAAUUUUUUACUUCCAAUGUCAGGAAGUUGAAACAAUAAUAAUAAGUCAUUUUACAAUUUAUUAAUAUUCAGAAAGGUACUUGAAAAAAGUGUAGUAUUUGAAAAGAUGGUAGUGCAAAGACUCCUGUGGUUUAAAAGGUAAGGCGGAAAUACACCAUUCAAUUCGGUUGAACAAUGUUGAUGAUUUGAAACGUGCGUACAGAACUUAUUAUAUCACAAGUCAGAAUGAAAAGAUUCUAACUCAAUGAAAUAAAUGGUUGAAUCAAACACAAUUGAGAAAACUUGUAUAGACGAGUCAAUGUGGAUGAAUCAUCCCAGUUGUACAACAAAGUUGCACUAAAGUAGAAAUUAUCUCAACUCAUUUCAACAAUCAAUUUUAUUGAACGCUUUUUUUAAAUUGCAAAAUACAUGGUUCAUUUUGGUUGAAUCAUCCACAUUGUUCAACCGAAUUGACUGAUCUAUUUCCACCUUUACAUAAAUUAUUUUUUUGUUUGUGUGCAAAACUCCCAAGGCUUAAGAUUUUUGUUUCAAAUAAAAUUGUCAUACCUCCCUUAAAUUCUCUUAUAGUAAAAGCAGUUAGUCCUACUUGAAAAUUUGUGUCUUCUACAGUGAUGUUAAAAAGUCCUGAUCACCUUACUAAAUACAUGAAAAUAGAAGUUUAAUUAUUAAUAUUUUUUAACCAUUUACUAUCUACAUCAAACAAGCACUUAAACACAAUAUUAUAAAAUAGAAACAGAAAUAAAAUUGAUAAAUAAAAAAAUGUAGUUUUGAAAAUUUUUAUUCAAUAUUACAGAAAUUAGGCUAUGUACAUCAAGAUGAUAUAGUACAUCACAUUGAAAUAAUUUAAACUAAUUUUAAUAUUUAAUUGGUCAGCCCUUGUUUUUAAUAACUAGUCACAUCUUUUGAGCAUGGAAUUUAUUCAUUUUUGCAGUUCCUCCAUGGAAAUACAGUGAUGCCAAGAGUGGAUUAGAGAUUCAAUUAAUUUUAUUCUAUUUGUGGGUUUGCUUUUGGAAAUGAUGUUUGAUUUUUGAUUCCGCUGGCCAGUCCAUCCUAUCAAUUUCAUUACUCUCCAUCCACGCUUUAACCAAUUUUGCUCUAUGGCAAGGAGCAUUAUCAUUCUGAAAAAUAAAUUUUUCUUUGCCAAACAGGUCUUUUCGAUAUGCCCAUAUCAUAAUGGAGGUUGGAUGUUUAAUUGUGGGAAGAACACAUUUUGGAGAAAAUUCUUCACCAGGAAAUCUUCUGACGUAGGCAUUUCCAGCAUGAUUAUUAAUAUUGAAAGUGGAUUCAUCACUAAACAGCACACUCUGCCACUGCUCUGCUGUCCAGAUUCAAUGUUCCUUGACCCAUUUCAAACUGUGCAAUCUUUGCUUUUCUGAAAGCAGUGGUUUCUUCUGCGCCUUACAUCCUCUAAGUCCAAAACUAAGCAGUCUUUUUCUCACAGUGGAAGUGCACAUGCUUACACCUGUAGAUUCAGACCACAGCUUUGUUAAUUGGGUGGAAUUAAGGCUUCUGUCUGCCAGACUUGUUCUUCUUAACGCAGCAUCAUCCUGAACAGAAGUUUUUUUUGGUCAGCCACUACACUGUCUGUCAUUGAUUUUUCCUUGUCCAGCAUACUUCUUAAUGACUCUUAAUUACUGUAGAUUGAUUACAGUUUAUUGCGGAUGCUAUUUCACGACUAGAUUUGUCAUUUUUAUGAUGAAAAAUAAUUUCAAAACGCUUUUCGUCUGAUAAUUUAGUCUGUUCAAAAUCAAAGAGCAAAUAAAUGUAGUAGGGUAACUACGGUGUUUAUAUAGUCAAAUUAUGUGGCAAAUUUGUCAUUAAGAUUCAAUUUAAUAGUACUUUAACAACUUAAUAAUCACCUCAUAAUUAUCUUGGAUUAUGGGAAAUACCUUCAAUCAGAUUAUUUUAAUCUUUUCUGUAGAAUUUUGAGCUGGUAAUUAAAAAAACAUUGGUAAGUAUACUGAUAAUGCUAAUUACAAGCACAAACUUAAAAUUAAUUAGCGAAAAUAUACAAAAAACUUGUGUUAAACCACAAAAACUAUAAGACGCUUAGGUGAUGCAGGACUUUUUAACAACACUGUAUCUAGAUCUCAGAUUUGAAUAUUGUAAGAUGACUGAAGUCAGUACCUACAAAGUCAACCACAUUUGGUCAAAAUAUUGUUUUUUUUUUCCUAUGAUACAACUUAUCAGUUAAACUGUUUUAGUAAAUAAGCGAAUCUAUUGGUUUAGGAGUACAGAAAAUUCACAUUAGAUGUUAGAAAUCCAGUAUUCCAAGAAAUGUGAUGCUGCAUCUGGUUUUGUUGACAACUUAAACCAAAUAGGGAGACAUAUUUGGUAUCAGUGUUAUGGUACUAUGAGUUAUGCAUUGUGAACAUAUAAAUGACUUUUUCAAAUAGUUUGACUGCUAAUGUGCAGUAGAAGUGAACCACUGUUUCUUCUAACAUUGCUUUUUAUAGCUACGAAAAAUCAGGAAUAUUAUAAAUAAUUAUAUACACAUAUUAUGACAAAUUUAAUUAUGAUCAACUUUAUUAAUGACAAAUAUAAACAUGUGGGAUAUUUUUGCACUACCACUACCAUUAUUUUCAAAGCAUUAAGAACUAUUGAUAAUUUUUAAUGUACUAAAUGUCUUACAAGUAGGGUUUGAACCUCCUUAAAGUAAUCAUUUAUUUUUGCCAAAUUCAAUUAGAUACAAGAACUGAUUUAAAAUAGGUUCAAAAAAUACUGAAUAAGACAAUUUAUUAGCAAUUUUUUGUGAUAAGAUACAUCAUAUAUUCUUUAAACCAGGAAAAAUAAAUCCCCUGAGGAGUUUAUCAAGCC